Molecule: messenger RNA, 3017 nt
Organism: Opisthorchis viverrini
Lineage: Eukaryota; Metazoa; Platyhelminthes; Trematoda; Opisthorchiida; Opisthorchiidae
Exons: 6
Coding region: 1-2550 (849 amino acids)
Source: RefSeq, a predicted model, not a curated record
AUGCGACUGACAGUUCCAAAUGGAUUUCGGCGUCUUCACCCUACUCCAUUCGUUUUCAGAGUGGUGGACUCACCAAACGCUGGGCAUCAUUACCGACUGGGUUAUCGAUAUAGAAUUGAACGAUUCUGGAUGCUUUUUACUGAUAACUCCAAAGAACUUGUGCCUCCAAACUGGCCAGAGGAGAAGGACCUUCGGAAAAUGGCUAAUCCUAUCACCCUGUACAUUGUCCCGGAAUGGCAGGGCCCAAUGAAAGAUUAUGCUCACCCUCAUCCUAUUGGCGAAAGUUCCUUCCACAAAGCUUUGAUAUAUGUUAUUGGAUUCGCAGUCAGUUUAGUCAGCCUCAGCGCCUUCAAGUUCUUCGGUUGGUUCUGCAAAGUUGGAAUCGAUCCUACGCCAGUCAGUUCUAAUCGUGGUAAAUGCUCCGAGUUCACGGGAUGUACUGGGGAUCUAUACUGGCUACAAUUCGAAGAAGACAAUUUCUCUCACAGUGACAGUAAAAAUAGCUCAGCUUCAGCGUUCAGCGCAGAUAAAAAGCAAGCUUUCAGCUCCUCUACUUUCUCUACCCAUCCAACAUCACAUGCAAGACCUCAGCCUACCAUCGACCCAGUUCGCAAUAGCACUGCGCGGAGAUAUUGGAGAGCCCGAACAGUUUCGGAAUCCGCAACGCACCACCUGGAUGCAUUUUUAUCUCAUUCCCCAUUCUUCUGGACUAACGCUGCCCUGAAUUGUUCUCAUUUUACCGACGGGUCUGCUCAGGUUUGCGUUUUGUGUUGGUUGAACUCUCCUGAAGGAUGGGUGUUUGGACCGGCGUUAAAUAACCUGGAUCGGACCGUUAACGAAUGUGUUGACGAGCUCACCAGAUCUGCUGCGUGCACCUUAUGGGAAAAACAUAAGAGUGGUCAAUUUCUCCUUUUUACCCGAUCACAACAAGUGAACCACCAGCGAUAUGGCUUUGCAAUCAUCCCUGUCGGUUCUCAUCACACGCACAAACAUGUUUUGCUCCGAAGCCAAUGUACUUUCAGAUUUGGCUCAUCGCUCAAGCGGCAUUCCACCAGUCUGGAUAAUCCAUACUUCUCUGCAAUCGGAUCCGGACCUCUACCCAAGCAUCCACGAUCGUGUGGAGAUGGUGCUCCUUCUGUGACCCCUCCGGAUUUCACUGUCUCGCAGCGUUUGAAAGUUGCUGAACGAAGCACUGCACCUUCAAGUCUCCCAGAACUUACUCCAUCAAUCCUUGCUGUAGUUGGUCACCACACAAACAUAGCUCAGUCCAAUAGACUCCUUUCCUCUAAUCCAGAAUCUGAUAACGAAACGGCCGCUUGCGCUGUCCCCAGUCCACGUCUUCCAUCACCUCAAAAACAGGUUCAGUUGCCAGUCAAUAGCUGGCUUGCCAAGGCUGCUGAUCUCAUCAUUCCUCCUACCUCCCGUGAUAUGUCCAGUCAACGUAUUCAGAGCGACCCCAUUUUGCGGAAAUUUCUCAGCUCUGGUUCACAUGACUCGUCCUAUGCUCGUCGUAGCCAGGAACAUGGCUCCGUUUGUAGCUCCAGUACUGAUGGUUUUGAGUACGAUGAACUGGAUUGCGGAAACCUUUCUCCUAAAGCGUUCCACAGAAGUGCCACUUCUUUGUCAGGUAUUUCCAUUGACAGCGAGCAGUUACGUCAAGCCGAGGAAGCACAGCUACUUCACUUGAUAGAAACUCUGUCUUCUUUGUUACACUCGAAGAGGGAAGCCGAUUGUUCUGUCUCUGGGAACGUGCCAGCCGAUCAGCUUGCUUACCAACCUACAAAUAAUGCGACACAGUUUAGAGAUUUGGCUCGAAAAGCAACCGAUCUGUCGUCAGAUUUGUCUGAGCUGGAGGAAGUUCUUGACAGAUUGAAUUUCAAACUGAAAGCCACCAGAAUCGAGCUGGAUCAGGCCGAAAAUAAUCUGGGUUAUAUCUGGCACCUACGUGAUCAUCUCAAUGGUUCAGACACCGAAUCUGUAUGUGCACUUUCUCAGACCAGUUCUGAAUCUCAGACUAGUCUGUAUCCUGAGUCGGUCGGUGAUUUUACAUCACCACAGAGCAUUACUCAUUCACUCACCCAUCCUCCGCCGCCGAAAAUCGCAUAUGAUAUUCAGGAAAUUCCCUCUGAUCCUGAUUUGCCUCAGGAUGAUAAUUUUCCGCAUUCAACCUCGGAUCUAAAUUGUCUGACAGUUUCAGAGAGUUUAUUCACUUCUACUGAUUCCUCCGAGCAAUGCCAUCCGACCGUUUCACUUUCAGACAUCGACUCGGGAUUCGACCGUUCUCGUUCAAUGUGUUCUUCUCUGACAUCUUCCUUGGUUGAGCCAAAAUCAAGAGGAUGCUGGAUCAGUGGUACGCUAAGGUCAACCCGAUUAGGACGAGUUCGUAGGUGCCUGACGACGCCUAGUGUUCCUACGGAUUUAGUUGAACGCACGGAAUUCGUCAAUGAGGUAGUGACCGAUGUGCAAGGGUUUCUAUGCCCAGAGCUCACUUUUGACAGAGAUGGUAUAAUAGACUGGACGGAGCGGAUUGAUGUUUGCCCCCAUCGAUGACAAAUGGUUCAUUAGCUCCAGCUUCUUUACGUUGAAAUUCUAGGGGAUAAAACUCUGACUUUUUGAUCCUUCUGUGCAAUAUGCUCUGAUAGCUGCCGUCUUAAGUCUUUCACACUUAUCUUUCAUUCAUGUGCGCUAUUGUGUUUCAUGUAGCCGUGAUCAUCAAUUUAUUUGUUUUUUUACUGCCCCGGUUGAUCAUUGUCAUCCAUCUACACACACCUCUUCUGGCACACAAGCAAAUUGUCUUUCUCUGUUAUCUGUUCCGGGGGUGCUUUAGUGAAUAUUUAGAAGUAAUCAGAAACCUAGUCUCCUGAACCUCCCAAUUUUAUGCAACACCGAUUUUCCGCUGCUUUCCCUUAUAUAAUGAAACACACCGAACACAUGUUGCCUAAUCCUAUCGUUCUUUCUCUUCAUUGCCAUUUUGUUGGGUUUUUGUUUCCCCGUGUUUAGCAAUACACAUAUCUCCA